AUGAACGAAGCAGGACUCCCAUUGGGAAAUGUGACCUUUUUGAAUUGGGCUCCGAGAUUUAUAACACACAUUAAGGGAGUUGUUUCAAGUAGUGGAUUCGUUUGGGACAAAUUCACGACUGAACCUCCCACACUUUAUUUUGUCGAUGCUGGGUUUAACUAUAACAUCAGAGCCUACAGUUUUCAUUCGACAGCAGGAAAUAUUAAGGGCGGUCAGGCAAUAUUUGAAUGGCCCAAUCAACAUGAAAAUGGAUCUCCGCGUCGUCUGACAGUUGAUAGGACUGGCAAACUAUGGGUGCCUCUCGAUGCAGGUCGCGGAGUCAUUCAAGUUGAGCCAGGCUUUAACCAAAUAUUAAGAUUUAUUUCCAUACCUGCACGCAGAGUCGGCGCAUGCACUUUUGGAGGUCCUGCACUUGAUAUUUUAUACGUUUCCACAAUAGGAUCUAUUCACGAUAAUCAUGAUGGACAUCCACCCCAGGUUGAAGUUGGUUCAAUUUACGCUGUGAAGGGCCUUGGCGUGCAGGGGUGGCCACCAAAAGAAUACAAUUUACAGAUGCAUAAAGAAAGUCGCGUUCUGGAACGUGUCAGGGUUAAAAAACAAAGACAAGGGAUUUUAGGAACAAGUGCAGAAGUAGGAUGUGAUAAUGAUGAGUGA
Messenger RNA from Belonocnema kinseyi, 654 nucleotides. Its product is annotated as regucalcin-like. The coding region runs from base 1 to 654 and encodes 217 amino acids. The transcript has 4 exons. Lineage: Eukaryota; Metazoa; Arthropoda; Insecta; Hymenoptera; Cynipidae. Gene Ontology annotation, biological process: L-ascorbic acid biosynthetic process. Gene Ontology annotation, molecular function: gluconolactonase activity; calcium ion binding. The record is from RefSeq and is a predicted model, not a curated record.